AAGGGAGGGUUGCUGGCAAGCGAUUGACCUGAUGGGCGCUUCAAGGCCCGAAGGUUUGUUGCGAUCAGGAGGCAGUCAAGGCAGUGCAACCUACCUAAGGGUUAGGAUCGCUCAGCUCUACCGGUUGGUUGAUCUCCACUAGGUUCCCACGUCCAAUAUAGGUUUGGAUGCCAUCUCCAAAGUAACCCAACGACGAACGACGGACGUACCCCGCACCCAUCAGUCCGCCGACAUCCAAGACGCGACGUCAGAACAACACUUUCGGGUCUGGCGCGUCAAAACAACUACCACGACCGGCCCUCGAUUAAAGAACCAGUCUGCGAAAAAAAAGGACUCAUCCCACCACAAUACAACAGCACAUCUCCCAAAAUGUCUACAUAUCCAUCUACAUCACAAACGCUCCAAACAUACGGCGACUGCGUCUCGUCGCUGCGCACAUCGCUCUCCUUCCUCGAGUCGUCCGUCCAAACCUUGGACUCGGGCGUCGCGGACUUUCCUCGAUUGUGCAACGUGCUCAAGUCUGUCCGCCACUACGAACUCAUCCCCGCAACCACCCUGUCCGCCGCCGAGGCCUCCCUCCGCUCCGAGAUUGGCCCCUUUGUGACACUCCUCCUCGACCGCGCAGACGGACACCUGGACCGACAGGCGCGGCGCAUCGAGACGCUCAAGGCCCGCGCCGAGCUGCAGGCCGGUCGGUUGAGCUCGUCUUCGUCGCGGCCCGCGGGCGAGGACGAAGCCGCCGCACGGAGGAAGGCGUCGGGCAGCAGGGCGGGGUCUGCAGCGGGACGGAGGAAGCUGCAGGGCGGCGCGGCGCUCAGGGCCAAGAUGGUCACGCAGCGCAAGGAGGCGCUGCAGUACGCCGUCGACAGGCUCGAGAUGGAGGUGGCGCAGAAGGAGAAGGAGUUGAGGUUGAGGCUUGGUGAGUGAGUGGGUGCUUUUGUCUCGUGGGAAGUAAAGAUGCAGAGAUGAUACGGACCAACUGUGCCCUUCCGCGGGUUCCGCCAAGCACAAGAUCGAUACCUGGAUGCUCGUCUUGGCGCAUGCCGGGCUUGAGAAAGAAGGUUAUGCAGCUCGGCCAGGCCAAGCAUAUCAUGUGGCGCUUGAGUAAUGGCAGGAACCCUUGGCAAGAUUACCGUCCGCCACCAUAAACGGAUUGCGCUGCCGUUCGCGCACUUCUCAAGACCGAUAACUUAUCCGAUAUGGCCAGACUUGCUGGUCGUCAAUCAUCUCUUGAGGGCUUGUUCCUCGCACGAGUCAAGUUUAAGUUCGCGAUGGCGCUGGGAUGGCCAAAUUCAGGCGUUUGAUGUUGCUUCUUGCCACUGCCGAUCAUCAUCGGGCAUCAACAGCCCCCAAGAACCAUGUGGCUUGGGCAACAAGAACUUGUUUGUUUGUUUAUUUGUCAGAUUGGAAAUGCCUGUAUCUGGGUAGAAAUCUAGAUGGAUCUGCACUGGGAAAACCUCAGUGUCUCAAGUCAAAGAGCUGGAAAAUCCGAAGACUACCAUACCGGAGAGAGGUGUUGAGCUUAGAGAAGCGAAAAAUACAAAUACUAAUAGCAAAUAAUCACCAAAUUCAGGACUACGGGUAGUAGUUCGCCCUGUCCACUAUGAC
Messenger RNA from Pyricularia grisea, 1608 nucleotides. RefSeq lists its product as uncharacterized. Gene Ontology annotation, cellular component: spindle microtubule; DASH complex. The transcript is spliced from 2 exons. Lineage: Eukaryota; Fungi; Ascomycota; Sordariomycetes; Magnaporthales; Pyriculariaceae. Gene Ontology annotation, biological process: attachment of spindle microtubules to kinetochore. The record is from RefSeq and is a predicted model, not a curated record. The coding region runs from base 370 to 927 and encodes 185 amino acids.